AUGACUCAGAUCGUUGAUCUGCGCUCGCCUGAGCCUCAAGUCUUGUCUAACGUAGAACAGUAUGGUCAUGCUGCUAUACCCAAUCAGCCAGCAUCGACAGGCGUGAGAGCAAGCCAUACCGGAAUCAAGCGUGAAGCGAAUGAUGAUGGGGGAGAUGGAGCUCCAAAGCGCAUCAAGGGUCCACAUACAGCUGCUUCUAGGCCGGAUCCGUUCGUCGCAACAAUCAAUGCUGCUAUCGAGGAAUAUCGCGACAAGGAUGAGUCAGAAAAGCGUGACCUGCAAGAAAAGAUCACAGUCCUUGAAGCACAGCUACAGAAGGCCAAUGGGAGAAAGGUAGGGUCAGAAUCCUCUGGUGAAUUGUUCGAUGAUUCACCCGCCCGCCUGCGUGAAGCAUGUCAAUCAAACACGUCGCCAAUAAGUGUGGUCGAGGUCGACCUACUCCCGGUCAAUGACGCCCUUUGGACCAAGAUUCGCGACAAACACGAAGAGCUUUGCGACAAACAUGCAGAGCUUCUCCACAAGAACAAGUUGCUGGCUGAGAAGGAUGAAAGGCUUCAUAAGAAGAAUAACGAGCUUCGUCUUAAGAUCGCCGAUAUUCGUACAAAAGACGAACAGUUGCGUAUCUAUGAAGACCGCUUUGGUACGACACUGGAUGACCUCUCGGACCGACAAGAUAGAAAGCAAAGCCAUGGCGAAAGCGAGAACAGGGUGGCCGAAGAAAAGCUUAAGGAUCUUGAGAUUGCAAAUGCACAGCUCUUCAAGGAUAAAAACAAGAUCUGCCGGGGAUGGAAGCUGGAUCUGAAGACGUACGGGGUGCUCUCGGAGAAAAACCGUAAGGCAGCGGAAAAGACGAGGGCAAAACGGCACGCCGAACACGCAGCUCAGAUCAGGUUUCUCAACAAGCAAAACUCCAACGAUCAACAGACCAGAGAUAAGAGGAUCCAGGAUCUUGAGAGCGAGGUGACCGAAACGAAAAGAAAGCUCCGCGCCGAACACGCAGUUCAGAUCAAGUCGCUCAACGACCAGCACUUCAACGACCGUGUCAUGGACCAAGCGACAUAUCAGAAAGCGCUCAAGCAGGACCAAAAAGAGCUCAAAGAGUGUCACCGAAACUUGAAGAACCAGGAGAGCUCCAUGAACAUGUGGAAAGGGCGCACGAACGAUAUGUACAUUGCUUACCGCGAGGUUUACGACAAGAACGAGAGGCUUGUCAAGAAGUUGGAGGCGGUAAUGACAGCUGGUUCGUUCGAUUCCCAGAUGAGUGCGAAGAAUCGCAAGACCCUUGAGAAGCUCAAGAGCUGUCGGCUGGAUGAACUUUCUGCUUUUCAUGAAGACUGA
Messenger RNA from Didymosphaeria variabile, 1338 nucleotides. RefSeq lists its product as uncharacterized. Bases 1 to 1338 code for a protein of 445 amino acids. Lineage: Eukaryota; Fungi; Ascomycota; Dothideomycetes; Pleosporales; Didymosphaeriaceae. The record is from RefSeq and is a predicted model, not a curated record. The transcript is spliced from 2 exons.